Gadus chalcogrammus (walleye pollock) is the source of this 3379-nucleotide messenger RNA. RefSeq names its product integrator complex subunit 3 (gene ints3). NCBI's taxonomy places the organism in Eukaryota, Metazoa, Chordata, Actinopteri, Gadiformes, Gadidae. The record is from RefSeq and is a predicted model, not a curated record. Gene Ontology annotation, cellular component: cytoplasm. Bases 229 to 3321 code for a protein of 1030 amino acids. The transcript has 30 exons.
CCGCGGAUCUCACCGGAAGUCUGUUUGUGUUCCUUGGACGCCAGAGCAGCAGCAGAUUGUUCCAUCAUAAUAUAGUUGAACAGUAUUAUUAAAUCGAUUUAAGAGACUUCCCCAAAGCCCACGGGAGCCCCAGAGAGCAGGCGGGACAGCAGCCAGAUGGUGAGGCGGAGCUAGGACCCCGCGACCCUCCAGAGUACUGGGGCUCGGCGCUCCGCGGGGCGGGACGACAUGGAGCCUUCAUCGGCCAAGGCGAAGCCGCAGGGUCGGCUGCUGGUGUCCACCUCCCUGGACGCCAAGGACGAGCUGGAGGAGAAGUUGGAGAGAUGUGUUGGAAUCGUCCAGUCGCUGACCAACGGGCUGUCGGAGAGAGAAGCCAACGACGCGCUCACCGCUAACGUGUGUAAAGGCCAGCAGCAGCAUGAGGACGUGUGUCUGGGCCUCUUCUGUCUGGUCCUCACCGACCCCAGCCAGGCCCAGAGGAGCUACAGGGACCUGACCCUGCUCAGCAGAGAUGGGAUGAACGGUGUCCUGGUGAAGAUCAACCAGAUCCUCAUGGAGAAGUUCCUCAAGCUGCAGGACGUGUCCCGGACGCAGCUGGUGUGGCUGGUCAGAGAGCUGGUGAAGAGCGGAGUGAUGGGGGCCGACGGGGUCCUGAUGACCCUGAUGAAACAGAUCGCAGGUGGGGAUAUGUCCAGUAAGAACCUGUGGUUGGCUGAGAAUGUUCUCGACGUCCUGCUUGACCAGAAGGAGUGGCUGGUGAAGAGUGCGAUGCUGGUUGCCAUGGCGGUGUACACCUACCUGCGUCUGAUGGUGGACCAUGGGACCACCGCCCUGCUGGUGCUGAGGCAGAAGGAGGUGGACUUCUGCAUCUCCAUGCUGAGAGAGAGGUUUAUGGACUGUGCUGUGAUUGGACGAGACCUGGUGCGCCUACUGCAGAACGUGGCUCGGAUUCCUGAGAUGGAACUACUCUGGAAGGAUCUACUGCACAACCCAGCGGCCCUCAGCCCCCAGUUCACUGGUCUGCUCCAGCUCCUUACUGCUCGGACGUCCCGCAAGUUCCUGGCCUGCCGUCUGACUCCUGACAUGGAGACCAAACUACUGUUCAUGACCUCCAGGGUGCGGUUCGGGCAGCAGAAGCGCUACCAGGAGUGGUUCCAGAGGCAGUAUCUGUCCACGGCGGAGAGCCAGUCCCUCCGCUGCGACCUGAUUCGCUACAUCUGUGGCGUGGUCCAUCCCUCCAACGAGGUCCUGAGCUCUGACAUCCUGCCGCGCUGGGCCAUCAUUGGCUGGCUGCUCACCACCUGCACGUCAAACGUUGCGGCCUCCAACGCUAAGCUGGCUCUCUUCUAUGAUUGGCUGUUCUUCAGUCCUGAGAAGGACAGCAUCAUGAACAUAGAGCCUGCUAUCCUGGUGAUGCAUCACUCUAUGAAGCCUCACCCGGCCAUCACCGCCACUCUGCUGGACUUCAUGUGCAGGAUCAUUCCUCAUUUCUUCCCCCCCCUGGAGUCCCAGGUGCGUCAGGGCGUCUUCAACUCCCUGACCUUCAUCAUGGAGAAGAGAGUCCUCGCCAGCAGCCAUGACAGACGCACAAAUACCCUGAACCACCUGGCUCCGCUGUUUGAUAAUCCCAAGCUGGAUCGUGAGCUGCGCUCCAUGCUGAGGGAACGUUUCCCCGAGUUCUGCACCUCCCCCUCGCCCCCCACCGAGGUGAAGAUGGAGGAGUCCGUAACCAUGGAGAUGGACAACAACGUCCUGGACAAGGAGGAGGGUUGCUACGACGCCACCGAGGCAGCCUUCAGCGACGACGAGGAGGAGGUGAACAACAAAGGGAAGAAGCAGCGGGAGUUCCGCUUCCAGCCAAUCAAAGAAGAGAUCAUCGAGGAGCCGGCGGACAUCACGCCCUUCCAGGACCAGCUGGAGGACGUGAUGAAGGACAAGGUCCUGCAGCUCCAGAAAGCUAGCGAUGCAGAGAACCAGUGCGAGGUGAUGCAGGACAUCGUAGACCUCAUCCUGGAGGACGACUUUGACCCUGAGCAGAUGUCCACUCUGGCCUCCUGCCUGGCUGAGCUGUUCAAAGGUCACUUCAGAGGAGACGUCCUACCAGACGAGAUCACCGAGGAGUCUCUGGAGGAGUCGGUGUGUAAGCCGGUGUGCCUGGUGUUCAGGAACCUGUGCACCAUGCAGGAGGACAACAGCGGCUUCUCGGUCCUGUUGGACAUGCUGGCCGAGCUGUACCAGAAGCAGCCCAAGAUCGGCUACCACCUGCUGUACUACCUCAAGGCUAGUAAGGCAGCGAUGGGGAAGAUGAGUCUGUACGAGUCGUUCGCCCAGGCCACGGCGCUGGGGGACCUCCACACCUGCCUCAUGAUGGACAUGAAGGCCUGCCAGGAGGACGACGUGAGGCUGCUCUGCUACCUCACGCCCUCCAUCUACUCCCAGUUUCCAGAUGAGACCCUGCGUAGUGGAGAGUUGCUUAAUAUGAUUGUUGCCGUUAUCGACUCAACACAGCUCCAGGAGUUGAUGUGUCACGUGAUGAUGGGGAAUCUUGUCAUGUUCAGGAAGGACUCUGUACUCAACAUCCUCAUUCAGUCUCUGGACUGGGAGACGUUCGAACAGUACAGCACCUGGCAGCUGUUCCUGGCUCACAGCAUCGCCAUGGAAACAAUCAUCCCCAUCCUGCACCAUCUCAAGUAUAAAGAACACCCGGAGGCUCUGUCCUGUCUGCUGCUUCAACUGAGGAGAGAAAAGCCCAGCGAGGACAUGGUGAAGAUGGUCCUGAGUCGGCCCUGUAACCAUGACGACCAGUUCACCACCAGCAUCCUGAGGCACUGGGCGGCCAAGCAGGACGACGCCCUGGGAGAGCACAUCAAGACCCAGCUGAUCAAGAACAACAACCAGCCCCGCAAACGACAGAGUCUGCGUAGCUCCAGCAGUAAGCUUGCUCAGCUGACCCUGGAACAGAUCCUGGAACAUCUGGACAACCUGAGACUGAGCCUGACGCACACCAAGAACAGCUUCUUCAGUCAGACUCCCAUCCUCCAAGCCCUCCAACACGUCCAGGCCAGCUGUGAUGAGGCCCACAAGAUGAGGUACAGCGACCUGUUCUCAUUGGCUGAGGAGUACGAGGACUUCCAGUCGAAGCCUCUGAAGUCCCGCCGUAAGGCUCCGGCCUCUUCGCCGCGCUCCCGCAAGGGGGCGGCGCCCCCGGCAACCGAGGAGGACAGCGUGUCCAGCAGCGCCUCGGAGGAGGAAGAUUCGAAGCCGAAGGCGCCCAAGAGGAAGAGGAAGUGCUCGUCCGCUGUGGGCUCCGACAGCGACUGAACCAAUCACAGAGCAGCGCCAUGUGGCGAGGGCCUGUCAAACCAAGUCGGGAUGGGGG